Molecule: messenger RNA, 3620 nt
Organism: Vespula pensylvanica (western yellowjacket)
Lineage: Eukaryota; Metazoa; Arthropoda; Insecta; Hymenoptera; Vespidae
Product: heat shock factor protein-like
Exons: 12
Coding region: 126-2150 (674 amino acids)
Biological process (GO): regulation of DNA-templated transcription
Molecular function (GO): sequence-specific DNA binding; DNA-binding transcription factor activity
Source: RefSeq, a predicted model, not a curated record
AUGCUUGUAGCAGAAUAACAUCGUCAGUGGUCGGCCAUUAUUGUGAGAUAUAAAGUUGUUCCAUAUUUGUUAAGAUAAAAGUAUAUAAAAAUAUUAAUUGUUUGUGAUUUGAGUUUAUUGUAAAAAUGCAUACAAUACCAGAAUUAGGUACAAGCGUACCUGCCUUUCUUGCAAAACUUUGGAAACUGGUUGAAGAUCCUGAGACCGACGACCUUAUUUGUUGGUCACCUAAUGGACGAAGCUUUUUCAUUCGAAAUCAAGCACAAUUUGCCAGAGAAUUAUUACCACAUUACUAUAAACAUAAUAAUAUGGCUAGCUUUGUGCGGCAACUAAAUAUGUAUGGAUUUCAUAAGAAAGUUUCUGUAGAAUUAGGCGGUUUAAAAUGUGAUAGGGAUGAAAUGGAAUUUGCACAUCAAUUUUUUUGUAAAGGUCAUCCAUAUCUUGUUGAACAUAUUAAAAGAAAAAUUGCAUCAAGUAAAGGUCAAGAUCCAGCUCUUACACCUAUUAAACCAGAAUUAAUGAAUAAAAUGUUAACAGAAGUAAGAAGUAUGAGAGGUCGACAAGAACAUUUAGAUUCCAGAUUGGGUGCUAUGAAAAGAGAAAAUGAAGCAUUAUGGAGAGAGCUUGCAAUGCUUAGACAAAAACAUUUAAAACAGCAACAAAUUGUAAACAAGUUAAUUCAUUUCCUUGUCACACUAGUACAACCAUCAAGAAGUGGUGGACUUUCUGUUAAGAGACGGUAUCCAUUAAUGAUAGAUGAUUCUAAUCGUCAACGUAAUAAACAAAGUAAAAUUUCAAAGGCACAAACAUCUCCAACAGGACCUGUUAUUCAUGAACUUGAUUCUUCUGAACCAGAUUUAGACUCUCAAUACAUAGUUGCUGAAAUGUUAGAAAAUCAACAACAUCCAGCAAUAGAAAGUCCUGAACAUCCCAAUGAUACAUCAUUAGUAGAUGAUGACAGCAUGGAAACUAUACACUUAGUGGAUAAUGCGGUUCAUCUUCAAAGCGAUGAUAUUAGCUUGGUUAAAUCACAAGAGAUAGAUGCAAAGAAGAAACGACCCUGUAAGGGUAAAAAAAAGAGGAAAAACAAGGUGCCUGUCAAAAUUUUGAUCCCAUCAACGGAGAAUGGACAAGAGUCAAGGGAAGAAACACAUUUGCUCGAAAUACCCAUUGAGGACUCUUCUGUGACGAUUGCCUUAUUGGAGAAUAAUUCAAUCACUUCUAAACCAAUACCAGUGGCGACUGUUCGUAGUUCCAAGUUAGCAGCUAUGGCUGCUAACAUGAGUAAAUCCAAUGAAGUUGAGCCUGAUGUUGAUAUUGAACCUUCAACUGAAGUAGACGACGAUAUUCAAGAAACUGACUCUUCUCUGGUGAAACUUGAAGACAUAUUAAUUGUUCCCGAAAUUAUCAAUAAUAACAAUAUGGAGAAUGAUGAAAACGGAGAGAAUAGCAAUAACAGUUCCCAUAGUCAAUCUGCAAGGCUUAAUAACGAUUUUAUAAAUGUUAAUCACGAGGAAAAUAUCAUAGAUGAAGAUAAUCAGAUUGUUGCAGAUAAAAGUGAAGCAUCAAAUUUGUCGGAGCAACAAAAAUAUGGCUGCAAUAAACCAGACAGAAGUGAUUCAGUAGACUUAUCUUUGAGUUGCGUCAAUUCUUCAGGCGUACCUGAUGCUAAUUACAGGUUAGGAACAAUGGAGGAAAUGGAUAAUCAUCUUGAAUCAAUGCAGACGGAAUUGGACAAUCUUCGAGAUAUCCUACGUGGUGAAGGAUAUAGUAUUGAUGCUAAUACACUUCUUGGGGUAAAUACACUUUUUGGGUUAUUUGGUGCAGAGGAUACUUCAAUGUCAUUUGGUAUAUCCGUUAAUUCAGAUUUGGAUACACAUUGUGAUAAAGAAGACGACGAUCAAUCUACAGUUGCUGACUCCAUAAGUGGAAAUGGUGGGGGAGAAUUAAUGGCAUAUAAUCCUGCACCUAGUUUAUUAGAUUUCGAUGACGACAUAUUUUUGGGUGCUACUACAUCAUCUCCAAUUACAAAUUCAGCAAAUGAUGUGUCUUCAAAUAAUCCAUAUACUUCAGAUCCUCUUGAUUUAGAAGAUAACAAAACUUCACUUCUUGAAUCUUAUGUAGGAAGCAAUGAAAAUAAUAAUUCGUAAAAUCUCCUUAAGCUUUCGAGGAAAGGCUACUGGAUUCUUAAUUACCUAAUUGGUAAUACCAUCAUUUUAGUUUUAUUUAAUAUAACAAAAAUUACCAUAAAAACAGCAGCAGACUUUUAAUGUCAGAUGUAAAACAUAAAUAAUAUUAAUGAAAAAUUAGUUUUCUUUCCUUUUUUUUUUUUUUUUUUCUUGCAGUAGAAAAUAGACCGUAAUACAUCAAAUAAAUAACAUUGGUUUGAGCUAUACGUUAAUAUUGAAACUCAUCAAACGAAAAAAAAUAUUAAUUUUAGUAUAUAGUUUUACCAAUUUUAGUAAAAAUAUAUGUAUCACAGAUACUAUAAGUUAUUUUCACAAAUACUUUUUUUGUACAUAAAUGUAGAAGUAACAUCAAUAACAAAGUGUGAAGCAAGUUUUAUGCAAUGUAGUAGGUGCAUCAAAGCGCAACCUUCUUUUAUAUAACGUAUCUGAGAGAUAUGCUGUUAGAAUUAAAAAUUCAAAUGGCGUGAUAUAUGUAUGGACAUGUUAAAAAAGAUAUGUUAUGUCAUUAUAUUAUAUUUUUUGCAUAAUUGUUGAUUAGAUUAUUAUAAUAAUAUUAAAAAAAAUGUAUAAAGUGAUAGUGUUUGAGAACUAAGAUUUCAGCGUUCGAUUUUCAUACGAUUUCUUCGCUAUCACACGUGCUUUAAAUUUAUUAUUAAUAAACGUGAUCUUUUUUAAAUCAGGUAUAUUACGCAUAUUAUUUUAAAUUCGUAUAUAUCUUUAUAUAUCACAAAAUUAAAAAAUUAUUUUUUUCUUAUUUAAUUUAUUUAAUAUAAAAUCAUUUAAUGAAGAUUGAUUAACAACGUUUCCAGAUUCGAUGUGUAAUUAUCUUAAAACACUGAAAUCUUAAGUUUAUAAUUAAUUACUAUAAAAUAGUGAUUUCUGAGUUUGUUUCGAAGAAAUAUUAUAAUAAUUAUAUUGUGAAAAUUAUUUAACAUAUGUUAUUCUAAUUUGCAGGUAAUUAUUUUUUUACUGACAAAGCUACUUCUGCUAUUAAUAUAAAAUAUAUCGACAUUUGUACGAUUUCAUAUGCAACCAACAAUUAACGAUAUAAUUUUCUUUUUUUUUUUUUCUUUUUAACAUUUUAUAUAAAAAAAAAAGUUACAACAUAUUCCUUUUAAGUUAUCUUAUUAUAGUAUUUUUGAUUCAAUUAUAAAGAUGUAUUUUCUAUCAUAAUACGAAUUAUGAUAUGUUAUUACUUAUUAACAUACAAUUUUAAUUUAGUUUAUUCCGAGUUUAAAUAGACACUAUACAAUACAGAUUAUGAUAUUGAAAAUGGUUCGUCUAUGAGGAAUUAGUUGACUAUCUUCUAAAAUAAUAAAAAUAAAAUAGGAGGAUGUUUUAUAAGCUGUGUAUAAUGACAUCUAUUUCUAUUUAAUAAUAAUAACAAUGUAAUUUUUUAAUCAGAAUACGGAAUAUGUCUUUAUAACUAAA